This is a messenger RNA of Aphanomyces astaci, 1339 nucleotides long. RefSeq lists its product as hypothetical. The transcript has 4 exons. The record is from RefSeq and is a predicted model, not a curated record. NCBI's taxonomy places the organism in Eukaryota, Oomycota, Saprolegniomycetes, Saprolegniales, Verrucalvaceae. Bases 11 to 1213 code for a protein of 400 amino acids.
AUUUUCACUCAUGUCGUUGUGGGACCUUCCGCUGGUCACGUCGGUGGCGUUCCACCCCCGUCCACACGCAAAAGGCGCGUUUUUACCGUCCAACGCGACGGAUGGGACGUUUGUCUCUCCGACGGUGUCACUCGGCUACCGCUUCUAUCGUCCAUCGCCCACGUACAAAGCCGUGGUAUUGCUCUUUCAUGGCAACGCCGAGAUUGCACCCGAUUAUGCGUCUGCAUCGUCGGCAUUAGCGUCGCUGACUAUCCCGACAGCCUUGUUAGUCGUGGACUAUCGGGGGUAUGGGUGGAGCUCUGGGGAACCGAGCCUGUCGAAUCUUGUCGCGGAUGCCGAGUUUGUAGCAAGUCAAGUCGAUUCUGUCGCAGGCUUCGACGCCACCGUUCCCAUCAUCUUGUUUGGCAGAUCUAUCGGGUCGCAAUGUGCCAUCCACUUGGCCUCGAAAUUCCCGACCAAGUUUCACGGGUUGAUCCUCGAAAGUGGGUUCCAUUCCAUCUUGAAGCUUCCCAUGGUGAAUCAGUUAGUCGCGAUGCUUCCAGGCGGUGCAGGGAUGCUUUCCAUGCUUCCGGAACUCUUUUAUUCCUUGGACAAGAUCCAGCAGGUGCAAUCGAUGCCAGUGUUGGUCCUUCACGGCGCCGACGACGACAUCGCUCCACUCGUCCAAGGCCAGGAACUGUUUGCUGCUUGUGGAUCCAGCAAGAAGACCCUCAAAGUGUUCCCCAACGCUGGACACAACGAUCUAGUGCUGCGCCACCACGCAGCAUACUACGCUGCCGUGAACGCCCUCCUUCAAGACGCCGCGACAAAUGCAUACUCAGCUGUCAGUGGUGAUGCAGUCAAGGUGUUGCAUGCGUUGUCGGCGAAACAGUACGACGACGUGCUGGCCAUGGGAGCAAAUGCUCUGCAGUCGGAUCGGUUGAAGCUGGAAGACCAAUGCCAGGUCCUCGAGAGCCAGGCCAAGGCGUCGUGGCACCUUGGAGACAUGCAAAGUGUCGUCAAGUUCACCACGCGCCUAUUGAAUCGACAGCCCGACCACAUCAACGGACUGUGCUUGCGAGCCAAAGCGUAUGGCCAGCUCCACAACGUCGAGUCAGUGCGCGACGACGUGGUCGCUCUCAGUCAACUCCUCGCUGGUUCAACCGCGGAGCACCCCACAAAAGCAUCCGUCGCGAUGGCGCUGUUGGCGGUGCACUCGUGGACGGUGCAAUAAACGGCAAAGUACAUUGUCCUUUGCAAAGUCUCCGUGUUCAGUUCUGGGGCAUACCACGUCGAACUAGGGGGAAUUGGUUUGCCACAGAGAGAAGAAUGCUUGAUUGACUUUGCCGUAAGCGCACAU